Gasterosteus aculeatus aculeatus (three-spined stickleback) is the source of this 1885-nucleotide messenger RNA. RefSeq lists its product as uncharacterized. Gene Ontology annotation, cellular component: external side of plasma membrane. Gene Ontology annotation, molecular function: transmembrane signaling receptor activity. Gene Ontology annotation, biological process: immune response; cell surface receptor signaling pathway. Lineage: Eukaryota; Metazoa; Chordata; Actinopteri; Perciformes; Gasterosteidae. The record is from RefSeq and is a predicted model, not a curated record.
GCUUUAUUUUAAUACCUUGGUGUAGAUGGAUGUGUCUGACUACAGUAAGUAUGGAAAGUCCCUGUGGAACCAGAAGAAGAAGCUGAAACAUCACGUUCGGGUUUGACAUGCUCACCACUGCUCCUCUGCGUCUCUACGACAGAGACAUGAGGACAAUACAGCGCCUGCUGCUCCUGGCAGAGUUUUUGCUACUUGCAAGAUGUCAGCAAAAGCCACAAGUUCAAAUGUCACCUCCACUAGAGAAGAUCUUUUUAGGGGACUUAAUUCUUCUGAGAUGUAGCUCCACUGCCAGUGAAGUGACAUGGUACGUGAACGACACGGUACAAGCGCAGAGGAACCCCAGCCUGAAGAUUGAAGCUGCUGCACCCGAGCACUCAGGCAGGUAUCAAUGCCAGGAUGGCAACGGGCCAAAGAGUGACGACUAUCCCAUCAACGUCCUGGAUCACGCUCCCAGUGCCGCGCUCAUCAUCCGGACCGGCCAGCCUGUGGUGCGAAACGGAGGCUCAGUCGUCCUGCAGCUGGACUAUGACGAUGGUGUAAAGGGAUGGAAGUGCUGGGUCAACACGGGAGAGCAGACAAAGACUGUUCGACUCAGGCGGAGCGAUGAGAAGGCAGUGAGUGUGUCCUUUCAACCCAACAGACUGGAAGUGCCAGAGAGCGUUUUCUGGUGUACUAAUCAAGAACUCAGGAGCAACCAAAUCCGGGUCAGAACCUCAGAGAAGGACGUGUCGUUGGAGAUGUACCCUCUGCCCGCUGUGGUUGGAGUGAAUCUGACCCUGAAGUGCCUCGUCUGGGGCACCGAUAGAGUCACCCGCGCUGUUUUCUACAAAGACAAUUCAAUCAUUCAGGAAACCCCGCAGACGACCUACCAGAUCAAUAAUGUGACAGAAUCUACUGGUGGAAGAUAUAAGUGUGAGGCCACCUACACACAUGUGCAACGCACCGCUGGGCCCCCGUACCAAGUGGUCUCCGAUGGCCAAGAUGUGUUUGUCCAAGUGUCUCCCAUGAGGGCGGUGCUGGACGUCUUUGCGGACUCUAGCAUGUCGUGUUCUUGUCGGCGUUGUCCCGCCAAUAGCACCUAUCGCUGGUACAAGACAGAUAAUGGCCAGGCAUGGCUGCUUAUUGGUUUCAAGCAACGGGUCAUGACGCCAGAAGAGAGAGGCACCUACGCAUGUCGAUUCAUUUGGACCGAGGGGAGGUCCUUGCUCAGCAACGUCUACCUUCAUCAACCCAAAGCCAUUCCAAUUACAGCUGUAAUUGUGAUUGUGGCGGUUCCUCUAUUAGUGUGUGUGUGUCUGGGUUUGGUUGUUGUUUACAUAUUUUAUAAGAAGAGAAAUACCACUGAACAACUUUACCAGGACGUGCCAAUGAGAUCUCGCGACACCGCUGACGGCGGAUACGAUGAGCUGCAGAAAGGUUCCCAAAAGGAGUCCGAGUACGACCUCCUGCAGCCAGGAGCGUCGGGCGCCCCGGCGAGAGGAGGCGAGUACGAGGCUCUGAAGAAAGAAGACGUUGCCGACUACGACACCCUGCAGGCAAAAGCGCCGGGCCCCCCGGCGAGAGGAGGCGAGUACGAGGCUCUGAAGAAACAAGACGUUGGCGACUACGACACCCUGCAGGCAAAAGCGCCGGGCCCCCCGGCGAGAGGAGGCGAGUACGAGGCUCUGAAGAAACAAGACGUUGGCGACUACGACACCCUGCAGGCAAAAGCGUCGGGCGCCCUGGCGAGAGGAGGCGAGUACGAGGCUCUGAAGAAACAAGACGUUGGCGAGGGGAUCUACCACACCCUGGGGAUGGAGGGGGCAGCGGGACGGGAGUGAGCGUAGGCGGCCGUGGGGAAGGACAAGGAUUGAGAAUAGGAGAUUGGGGAGACAGCAGAGGAACA